Molecule: messenger RNA, 1502 nt
Organism: Arabidopsis lyrata subsp. lyrata
Lineage: Eukaryota; Viridiplantae; Streptophyta; Magnoliopsida; Brassicales; Brassicaceae
Product: thaumatin-like protein 1b
Exons: 4
Coding region: 389-1234 (281 amino acids)
Biological process (GO): defense response
Cellular component (GO): extracellular region
Source: RefSeq, a predicted model, not a curated record
GUAGCUCACACGAUUCGGAUUGGAUAAGUCGAGAAAAAGCAGAUAUGGGAAGAUUUAGAUCUGUGUUGUCGUUGUUACCUUGGAAAUCGGAGUGCUAGCAUGUUUGAAGGUCCACACCCAAAAUCCCACGUGCGCAACGCUAAAUGGAUAACCAGAAAACCGGUUUAAUUUCGGAUUCACCAAACCCAGUUUGGAACUAGAAUAAUCGGUUUCGGUUUUAUUUGGUUUGAUUUAAAGAAACAGAGAAGCUUUCCUUCCUCUCUCUCUCUCUCACUCGCUCCUCUCUUCCGCCGCUAUUUCCAUGGACUGAAAGUAAAGUUGCUCGCUUUUUUUUUUACUCAUUCAAGCAUUCAGCUUUAGAAUCCGAUCGAAUCCUCUUGUAACAACAAUGAUGAAUCGAAUCCUCUUGUUUAUGAUCCUGGCUUUUGUCUUAUCUCUUUCAGAAGUUGAGCCGAUUUCGUUCAAGAUCACGAAUCGUUGCCGGAACACGAUAUGGCCUGGUUUGCUCUCCGGUGCUAACUCCGCGCCGCUCCCCACAACUGGCUUUCGUCUUUCCAGAGGAAAAUCUAAAACCGUCGCAAUACCAGCGUCCUGGUCUGGUCGUCUCUGGGCAAGAACCUUGUGUUCACAAGAUCGGAGCUCCGGUUCUUUCGUCUGCUUAACCGGAGACUGUGGCUCAGGAAAAGUCGAAUGUACAGGCUCCGGUGCUAAACCUCCAGCAACCCUCGCCGAGUUUACUCUCAACGGUACCGGAGGACUUGACUUCUACGACGUUAGCCUCGUCGACGGUUACAACCUCCCGAUGCUAAUCUUGCCCAAGAAAAUCGUCCUUGGAGGAUGCGGAGCCACCGGGUGUCUCGUGGACUUGAACGGCGCGUGUCCCAGAGACCUAAAGCUGGUGGCGCGUGGGAAAGGGAACGGUGUGGCUUGCCGUAGCGCGUGCGAGGCAUUCGGGGACCCAAGGUAUUGCUGCAGCGAUGCGUACGCGACGCCGGACACGUGCCAGCCUUCUGUGUACUCGCUCUUCUUUAAGCAUGCGUGCCCGCGAGCCUACAGCUACGCCUAUGACGACAAGACCAGCACUUACACUUGCGCCACCGGAGCCGAUUAUUUCAUCAUCUUCUGUCCGCCGCCGUAUACAAGCGAGAAGCUUUUAGGAUCGAGGAAAGAUGGGGCAACGCUGCCGCUAGUAAACAAGAGCAUGAUUCAUUUGCGGCAUCCGCACAGCAGCUGAGCCACCUCCUUAUAUGUCUCAAGUCCUUCUUACAUCAGGCAGAUAGGAAAUUCAUGUGUAGAAAAUAUGGCAUUACGGUGGUGAUACCAAGGUAGAAAAUUGUAAAUUUCCUAUUGUUUUACCAAGACUUAUUGUUUCCGUAACCUGCUCUUUCUAUGUCAAUCAUAAGGUAGAAAGAAAUCCAUCUUGUGUACUAAUUAAAAAUAAUGUGAUUAACGGAUUAAGAAUAAGGGGUCGAUAAAAAUAGCCCCAUAAGCCCAUUUGCACA